AUGCCUGAAAUAGACGAUGUGAUAAACCCGCCGCAUUACCGACCUCAACUAGACUACAACCCAAUGUCUUCUAUUGAAAGGUACACGGUUUUGCUUAAGGACGGAGAGACAACAGCCACAAUAUAUCCAAUCCAGAAUGCUGAUGAGCUACCGCCGGGGUUGUUGGCUUUCUUGUGUGACGAGUUCAACAUGGAGAUUGAACGUGGUGACACGAUAUCUUUCUUUGAUACUCUCCACAUUCUGAAUUUUCAGAACUAUUGGUUUGGCGCGUUCGCUGGAGUGAUGGUACUCGGUGAUUCAGCACAGUUGGAGGGCCCUAAACAAUGGGAGAAGGAAUGCUUAGGCACUUUCUUCGUGAAACCCAAUUACCCUGGCCGUGCUUCACAUAUCUGUACUGCGGGCUUCUUGGUCAACGCUGGUAUCAGAGGUAAAGGUAUUGGUAGAACCUUGGCUGAUUGUUUUCUCCAGUGGGCACCUAGACUUGGAUACACUUAUUGUGUUUUCAAUUUGGUGUUUGAAACUAAUGUUUCUGCUAGAAGGAUUUGGGAAUCGCUUAAUUUCAAGAGAAUAGGAAGAGUCAAGUCUGCUGGUAUUCUUAAAGGUCAUGAUACUGCUGUUGAUGCUAUCAUUUAUGGGCGAGAGUUGGUCACCGUUUCAGACGCUACGGUUGGCGCUUACAGGUUUGACAAGAUUAAGUUCUACUUGGAGACUGGCAAGUAUCCUGCAAUGGCUGACAGACAAGAGAAGUCUAGGCUACGGUCAUCUGCAUCUCAUUAUAGACUAGAAAAUGGUAAGCUUAUGCUUCGAGACAAGGAGGUUGUCAGUGACCCCGUAAGACAGCUUCAAAUUUGCACGGAGGUUCAUUUGUCAAACCAUGGAGGUAUCAACAAGACAACGUCUGCUGUGACCGAGAAGUAUCACUGGACAAGAAUCAAAGAUACGGUUGCGGCAGCGAUUAAGAACUGUAUUGCUUGCAGAGAGUCUGCAAGAGAGGAAAUUGCCAUCAAGCGUGCUGUUGUGCCAAAGAGAAUGCUUCUGAGCCCCGCUGAUAGUCGUCGUGACUUGAACCAUGUUGCUAACCAGAAAAGUUCACAGAAUAUGCGUCCUGCUAUACGACGUGACAAUGGUCAUGAUGAGGUUGACUCUAUGUCUGCUAUACAUGGUCUUCAGCAUCGUGAAUCCGAUAAUUUGUUGACUCAUGAUCUUACUGGACUUGAUGAUGGUCUAAUAGCCGUUGUGGAAGCUGCUCAAAGGCGUCAGCAAUCCUCACAGCACUCUAUGGAUCAGCAGAGAUCCACUCAUCAUGAUUCCGUAUCGAGAGAUCAUAGAGGUCAUAGCGCUCCUUCUUAUGCAGCUGUUGCUGCCUCUGCUGUGGAGCCUGACUCUCACAGAGCAUACCAAAACGACUAUUCAUUCCACUACAACGAGAAAUACAAUUCUUCCAAAGAACGCGAUAGAAACGAUGACGUUCCCGUUGAUCCCGAUGUUUCUGAAUUCGAUCAUAAUGUUAAUCCUGAAGGUGAUGAGAUCGAAAUCGCAAGAGCACUUAUGCAAUCUAAUGAUGUUGAUGACGGUUCUCCGGAGCGCAGCCAACAACACUUAUCCCGUCUGGAGAAGACCAGUGAACAGGACAGAGCUAACGAAGCAAACAUGUUUUUCAAAAACCAUUAA
Messenger RNA from Candidozyma haemuli, 1671 nucleotides. It is a transcript of the gene SPT10, whose product is annotated as Spt10p. The record is from RefSeq and is a predicted model, not a curated record. The transcript has a single exon. NCBI's taxonomy places the organism in Eukaryota, Fungi, Ascomycota, Pichiomycetes, Serinales, Metschnikowiaceae. Gene Ontology annotation, molecular function: acyltransferase activity, transferring groups other than amino-acyl groups. The coding region runs from base 1 to 1671 and encodes 556 amino acids.